CCCAGAGGCCCUGCAUGAGACAAGAACGAACAGAAAAUGGCUCUCCUUAUACAGUCACAGAGGAUGUACAGGGGAAGCUGUAGUGUGAAUGCAAUACAUUUGCUUCUUGUUUUGCUCUACUGGCAUGGCGUGAACACAGAGACCACCUUUUCUCCAGGGAUAAACAAGACUAUAGCAUAUAAAGGUCAAAGUCAUGAGAUCAAGGAACACCUUGAAAUCCUGAAACCUCAAAGCAUAGAGCUUUUGUGUAGCCUGACUGAUGUUCCAAGUAAAAGCUCAAACAUAACAGGCUUUUGGAGAAAAAAUGGCAAAAAAAUAGAAAACUCCACACAAACCUUUUACAAGAACAAUGAACCGUAUAUCCUUAAAAAUAUCUUUAAUAUCCAGGCCAUUGAUCUAGGAAAUUACUCAUGUGUUUUUACAUAUUUGGAAAUAGAGGAACAAGUUACAUUUACUUUAAAAGUACCAGCAAUUAAAGACAAGCGAGACAGGCCCAUAGUGAGCUAUGUUGGAGAUUCAGUUGUCUUGGAGUGUCACAUGAAGCCCAUUCCGAACACCUGGGUAUGGUACAAAACCAAUGGCACUGAAAAGGAGCUUAUCAAUGCCACCGCUGACCCCACACACUACAAGAUCUUCAUAGACAAAAAUACCACCAAACUCACUGCUAUGAAGUUGACUGAGGAAGACUCAGGAAACUACACAUGCAGCGCAGUUUUCGAUAUCAAACCCACCGAGUCACAUGUGGAGCUCAAAGUUCUGUCCUUCACAGAGCCGCUCAAGCCGUUCAUAGCCAUAGCUAUCGAAGUCGUCGUCCUUGUUACUCUCAUCUUGCUCUAUGAGAAAUACAGCAGCAAACGUAAAAGCCACGCUGGAAGCACAGAGAACGGAUUGUAUGAAAAUGCACCGACACGGGAGGAAAAUACCAUGAAGGACGGAGAGACUACGACCAGACAAAGAAAAGUGGAGCACUAAUACAGCAGCAGUUCCACUCAUUAGUAAACUUGCUGUUUAAAAUAAUUUAAAACAUUCAGCAUUUUACAUAUCCCUUUAGCAGUAUAUUGUUAUAAGAACAAUAAAAGGACAUAUAUAUAAAAUUCACAUAUCAUCCUCUGAAAAACAUUUGGGUGCUACAUUUAGAACAGUGCUCAUAAUUUUAUCUAACAAAAAAAAUAUUGUAAAAUAUUACAAUAUUUGUAUUGUGAAGCAAUAUUAAAUGUUAUAUAAAUAAUAAACAAACAGAUUUAAAUGUUUGUCCUAAUGCUCUGUCUAAUGUGAUGCUUAUUGUGAGUGUAUUAUUCUAGAAAAAGGCCACAGGAUCAAAGAUUGUGUGGGGAAAAAAAAGUAAAGCUUAUUUUAUUUUUAUUAUUAUUUUAUGGAUUUGAGUUAUUGGAUAGAAACAAUAAAACCUGUCUAGCUUUCUGUGUAAACAAAUUAAAGCUUAAAGAAACAAAUAUUAAAAUCUUAUACUGUAUCAGACUUCAUAUCCUGUAUAAAAAUGAAAAGCUGGUGACAUUGGUGUCCAUGACCAUAAUGUUUUAAUGUAUGUUUUAAUUUCAUUGACUUCAUUGCUUUAGUAGCAUAUGGUUGCUGUUUUCAUGUUUCGCACGUUUUCAAGCAUGUGAAAGCAUCAUAGCACUGUAUAACGUGUUUAUAAUGCCUUUAAACUAUCACAGGUGUGUGCCUCUAAAACUUUCAACAUCCCUAAUGCAAUAAUAUACAGCAAAACUACCAGUCUUAUAUGGCUUGCAGGGUAAUAUAAGAAGUUGUUGUUUUGUGUAAUGGUAUUAAAUGAUGAUGAUCACUUGAAUAAUAAAUUCAUAAGAUAAAA
Molecule: messenger RNA, 1828 nt
Organism: Clarias gariepinus (North African catfish)
Lineage: Eukaryota; Metazoa; Chordata; Actinopteri; Siluriformes; Clariidae
Gene: emb
Product: embigin
Exons: 8
Coding region: 37-972 (311 amino acids)
Biological process (GO): axon guidance; dendrite self-avoidance; homophilic cell-cell adhesion
Cellular component (GO): axon; plasma membrane
Molecular function (GO): cell-cell adhesion mediator activity
Source: RefSeq, a predicted model, not a curated record